AUGCCUAAACGAAACGUUUUAAUCGGUUGUACCGGAAGUGUGGCAACCAUUAAGCUUCCGGUUCUAAUAGAAAAACUUAAGGAAGCUCGAAGUGACCUAGAUAUCAAAGUGAUUGUGACUGAACAUGCGCUGCAUUUUUUCAAAGCUGAAGACAUCCUCAAGGAAGUGCAAAUCUAUCGGGACAAAGACGAGUGGGAGGAAUGGCAGGGCCGGGGUGAUCCGGUGCUGCAUAUCGAGCUAGGGAAGUGGGCCGACGUUAUGGUAUUGGCUCCGCUGGAUGCGAACAGUCUGGCUAAGAUCGCUCAAGGGCUGUGCGAUAAUCUGUUGCUUUGUACAGCCAGGGCAUGGGAUUUCGGAAAGCCGAUGCUCUUCUGUCCGGCGAUGAACACCCGCAUGUGGGAGCAUCCCAUUACCGGGCCCCAGAUUGAGGUGCUCAAGUCCUGGGGUAUGCAGGAGGUGCCUUGCAUCGCCAAGACGCUGAUGUGUGGCGAUACCGGACUGGGAGCAAUGGCCGAGGUGAGUACUAUCGUGGAGAGAGUUGUGGCUAGUUUGGCUCGUUUAGAUGAUGUGAGGUUCAGUGGGAAGUAAUAUAAUAUUAUUGUUAUA
This is a messenger RNA of Uranotaenia lowii, 606 nucleotides long. It is a transcript of the gene Ppcdc, whose product is annotated as phosphopantothenoylcysteine decarboxylase. NCBI's taxonomy places the organism in Eukaryota, Metazoa, Arthropoda, Insecta, Diptera, Culicidae. Gene Ontology annotation, molecular function: FMN binding; phosphopantothenoylcysteine decarboxylase activity. The transcript has a single exon. The record is from RefSeq and is a predicted model, not a curated record. Gene Ontology annotation, biological process: coenzyme A biosynthetic process. Gene Ontology annotation, cellular component: phosphopantothenoylcysteine decarboxylase complex. Bases 1 to 588 code for a protein of 195 amino acids.